Messenger RNA from Anoplopoma fimbria (sablefish), 6011 nucleotides. RefSeq names its product cadherin-2 (gene cdh24b). The transcript is spliced from 14 exons. Gene Ontology annotation, molecular function: cadherin binding; calcium ion binding. The record is from RefSeq and is a predicted model, not a curated record. NCBI's taxonomy places the organism in Eukaryota, Metazoa, Chordata, Actinopteri, Perciformes, Anoplopomatidae. Bases 1 to 4647 code for a protein of 1548 amino acids. Gene Ontology annotation, biological process: multicellular organism development; cell morphogenesis; calcium-dependent cell-cell adhesion. Gene Ontology annotation, cellular component: catenin complex; adherens junction; plasma membrane.
AUGCCCGUGGUGACUCUUAGGAACCUGAUAGGUCACGAGCAGGCGGGUGACACCGGCUCUUUUACUCAUUCCAAAAUAUUGCAGAGUCAUGGUGCAUCAUCGGUGGCUAUCAAGGAGAGGCAAGCUUUCAAGCCCAAACGUGAGGUAGACUCUGUCAAUAAAAAAGAAGUGACUUUGCACAUUUUAUCCAGUAACAAGGAGCUAAACCAGGAUGUGAAGAAAGUCAAAAACAACACCAAGAACUCUGAGACUUCCACCAGAACAGGAAGGCCUGAGAAGACAUUCGCAAUCCGCCAUAAACCAGAUCUACACAGCAAUAAAACCAGGUUUAAAUCAGGCUCGAGAUCCAGGACCAGACCUGAUUUGGGUGUCCAUACCACAGGUGUGCCGGGGAAAGGAUUCAGCAUAGAUUCAAACCGAAAGCUGAACCUCACCGGCAGCUACGGGGUUCUGAAGCUGCUGUCGAAAGAGAACCUUGUUAGGAUCGUCAAUUCCCAAAUGCAGAGCGCACCCAGCCUCAGCUUCCCGAGCAAGGGCAGCCGGAGCAGGAAGAGAGAUUUGAUUGACGUUAAUCACGGACAGUUAGAGGCUCAGAGAGUGUCGAGACAAGAUAUGGCUGUCACUCAGCCUCACACUGGUUUUGAUAAUCAGACUGCAUUUCCUUAUUUAAGCCCAGUCACCACCCCAGAUCUUAAUCGGGACCAGGGAGCCAACAAUCAUAUUAAUCCACUUACUGAAGUCGACCCAGCUUUAAGUAAAGGGCAGGGCAACUUGGGGAAGCAGGGAUCAGAUGGUGGCGAUGGCAAGAGCAAACAUAUCGUCCGCUUACUGUCAACACCUCGCAGCGAGGUCAGUCUCAGCCCCGAGAAAGAAGUAAUAAUCACCCAAACAGAAGCACCAUUUCCAUCAACAAAACAUCUCCCACUGCAUGUUUCCUCUGAAACAAAUGAUUCUCCGCCGUCUGUGCUGACAGCGCAACCCCUGGGAGUUAGACCGGGGAGCAGAGUUGCAGAUCCCCAUAGAGACCCAUUAACGGAGUCAGUUCUCUCUGCUCAAACAGAACUCAGCACAGCUCAGUACCCUGCAGAUGAAGACAACCAACCUGUCAACAGCAGUCAUGUCCUGAGGCUCCACCCUGCUCCGGAAUGGAGACAUGACGCCAAAGACGCCGGGGCGCAAGUCUCUGCCGAUUUGGAAAAUGGGAAGGGCCUCGUGUUUGAGGAGGCCGAGUCGGAGGCGGAGGAGGAUGAGGAGGUGCACGACCACAUGGAAGGGACCGGGCCGCGCUCUCGCAGCAGGAGGAGCUGGAUCUGGAACCAGUUCUUUGUGAUCGAAGAAUACGCCGGGCCUGAACCUGUGCUCAUCGGACGGCUCCACACCGACAUGGACAGGAAUGAUGGACGCACCAAAUAUGUCCUGCGAGGCGAGGGGGCCGGCUCGGUCUUCGUGAUAGACGAGAAGACGGGCAACAUCCACGUCACCAAGCCACUGGACCGGGAAGAAAAGGACGAGUACCGACUCAUCGCCACGGCCACCGACAGGCAGACGGACCGCGCCCUGGAGCCCUCAUCGCAGUUCAUAAUCCGGGUUCAGGACAUCAAUGACAACCCGCCUAUCUUUGACGAAGGCCCCUACACCGCCACCGUGCCCGAGAUGGCAAAUAUAGGCACGUCUAUAAUCCAGGUGACAGCGACAGAUGCUGAUGACCCGACUUAUGGCAACAGCGCCAGGCUAGUGUACACACUGGUGCAGGGCCAACAGUACUUCUCUGUCGAUCCCCAGACAGGCAUUCUGCGCACGGCCGUACCCGACAUGGACAGGGAGACCCAGGACCAAUACUUGGUCCUCCUCCAGGCCAAGGACAUGGGGGGCCACCUGGGCGGAUUAUCUGGGACCACCACCGUCACCGUCAGGCUCACCGACGUCAACGACAACCCACCACGCUUCACCCAGAGUAUGUGGUCCUUCUCCGUGUCCGAGCUGGCCAUCCCCGGGGCAGAGAUAGGGCGCAUCUCGGCCGCCGACGCCGACCUCGGAGAGAACGCCAAGCUGGAGUACACCAUCCUGGAGGGGGAGACCGGGGAGACGUUCAACAUCACCGGAGUGAACCAAGAGGCGGUCAUCACGCUCAACAAGGCGGUCGACUAUGAGAGCCGGAGCUCCUACUCCUUCUCUGUGGAGGUCCUCAACCCCAUAGUAGAUCCUCGCUUCCUGCGUCGGGGCCCCUUCAAGGACCGGGCCUCCAUCAGAGUAGCGGUGCUGGAUGCGGACGAGCCUCCGAGGUUCUCCAGAGCUCGAUACCACAUGGACGUGUCUGAAAACUGCCCGCCGGCCUGCACUGUAGGCCGGGUCAGCGCAGUCGACCCCGAUACUGGGCUCACCAAUAACAUCAGGUUCUCCAUUGAUCCUCAGUCAGACCCAGAGGCUCUGUUCCGUAUCACCCCAGACACCGGCCUCAUCACCACAGCCAUGGAGCUUGACCGGGAACGCGACCACUGGCACAACAUUACUGUUAUCGCCACCCAGAGAGACAAUCCCAGCCAGGUUUCCAGAGUUGUGGUUGCGAUAGAGACAUUAGACCUGAAUGACAACGCACCCGAGCUGGACAGGCAAUACACAACGGCCAUGUGUGACUCAUCCUCCAUCGGGCAGGUGGUGCAGGUGUUGCGGGCGAUUGAUAGAGAUGAGGGAGGGAAUGACAGCACUGUGUAUUUCAGCAUCCCUCCGGAGUCCAGCGCUGCCCUCAACUUCAGCAUCAGGGACAGUGGAGGCCCCACGGCGAGCCUGGUGCUGCUGUCCCAGAUACAGCCGCUAUCCCGCUCCGCAUCCUCCACCCUGACGCUCCACGUGCCGCUGGUCCUCAGGGAUGGGACGUCGGGCCUCACCAGCACCGGGACGGUCACCGUGUCCGUCUGUCCCUGCCUGAGAGGAGGGGCCCGGGCCGGGGACAAGGAGAAGGACAAGCAGACGGAGGGCGAGUGGGACUGGGAACGAGAGGCGGUGUGUCUCCCUCAGCAGUCCACACUGCCGUCCCCCGGGCUCAGCACCGCCGCCCUGCUGGCCAUCCUGGCUUGUGUCGCCACUCUACUGGCAGUGAGCGCCCUGUCAUUGUCGCUGCGCCGGCAGAAGCGCGACUCCCUGUCCCCGCUGGAGGAGGACGACGUACGUGAGAACAUCAUAACGUAUGACGACGAGGGCGGGGGCGAGGCCGACACGGCCGCCUUCGACAUUGCCGCGCUCCAGAGUGCCCCGCACAGCUCGCGCUCACGUGGCUAUCGCACGUUGGACAGCAGGAAUGUACGUUACGCCCAUCAAAACCAAGACAAAGCCCGCACCUACAGCUGGGCUCAGAACCCGGGCGUGGAGCACACCUACUCAGGACCAGGAGGACCCCUCUAUGGUCGCCUCUGUUACAGCAGCCACACCCUACCGGUCCUCCGACGCACGCCAGGCGGAGCAUUCGAGCCGGGCCUGGCAGAGCUGGGGUACCGCUAUCCCGGUGGCCAGCCGGACCACUCUCUAGUCAUCCAGAACCAGGGGGCCAUGGUGGGGCCGAUGGAGUCCGGGGCGAUAUACAUAGCUCCCACCGACAUCAGCACGGGAAGCCGAACGGGAAGCCGAACGGGAAGCCGCGACGGGACCGCACCCCAAAGUGGGGUCAGCACGUCGGACGGUGGGACUCCGAGGACAAACGACAGCCAGGAGAGAGGAGGGGGGAUGGGGACUGCAAGCAACUGUACAGAGGGGAGCAGUGAGGACAAAGGGAACCACAGUCAAGAUGUGGACUGGGUGCAGUCGGAGACGCUACCCAGGGAGCAUCACCUCGUCAUGACCCGAUCCGGCUCCAUGAUGGGCCAGGGUCACGGCGCAGGAGGAUGGGUGUGCGACUCGACUACCCUUCCCUUGGCGGGACGCAGGGCCUCCCGCUCAGGGAUGUCCCCGAAACGCAAAGGCUCCGGUCAGGCCGAAUCUGACUCCAGCGGCCACGGAGGAGGUGGAGGAGGAGGAGGAGGAGGAGGGGGUAGUGGGAAUGGAAGUGGGGGUGCCUCCACAGACGGACAGCAGCAACCUGCCAAUGGACGCAACUACGCCACUGUCCUGCAGGGGGAGAUGUCUGGACAGAGGGACUACCCCGGCAGCUUGGGGAGAGGAGGACUGGAGAUGGGGAGCAACUUUGUGGUGCCUCGGGGAGCGUACGGCGGGGUGAUGGGCUUCGGGCCCGGCUGGGUUCCCGGAAUGGAGGCCGCGAGAGGAGCCCCGGGGCCCAGCGGCCCCUCCCUAGCACUGAGGGUGGGCGAGUUCCUGCGCCUGCGUCUCGCCCAGGUCACCUUUGACCCAUCGCAGCCGCCGUACGACUCUGUGCAGGUGUACGGCCUGGAGGGCACAGGAUCCCGUGCCGGAUCCCUCAGCUCCCUCGAGAGCGAAGGGGAGAAGGAUGCGGAGAAGGAGGAGUGGGGGGCGGGGCUGGAGGAGUGGGGCCCCCAGUUCCAGAAAUUAGCCCAACUCUUCAAAGAUAGGGAGAAGGAAAAGGAGGAGAAGGAUAAAGAUGAAGCAGGUGCCAAAAAGGAGAGUGAAAAGAAAGACGAGCCGGGGAAGACGGAGAAGAAAGAGGGAGGGGAGCCGGCCGGGGAAGAGGGGAAAGACUGAGGAAUGAUAAAAACGAAACAAAUAGGGGCAAAGGGGGUGAGAGGGAAUAGGAUGAUGAAAAGGCAACCAGAGCAAGAAUAAUGUGAAGAGAAGUUAAAGGAGAGAAAGAUGAAGAGGGAAAGUAAUAAAAAGAGACAGAGAGAAAUGAGCCUAGGGAUGGUGGAGAGUACGAGGGCAGGGAGGGAGUGAUUGAUGUAAUUUAAAGCAAUAAGUGUUGAAACGCUGAUAUGGUUGAGCACAGAUACUAAGACAAUGCAGAGGCUGCUUCUGCUCGGGGGCAGCAACAAUUUGUUAAACGCUUUGGACAAAGAAAAACAACCCAAACAUCCAAGACUCGAUUUAAUUCAACUCACAAACGUACACGGAAUGAGAAACAGCAGGGAAACGAGAAGAAAGACGUUUUCUCAUCGCGUCGGCGUGUAUGUGUGUGUGUGUGUGAGAAAAUACAGAUGUGCGAGCAGGAGUGCAUUUGGACGUGUGAGUGCAUACGUGUGCAUAUCUAACGAAGAGAGAGCAAAUAGCGGCAGGGAGAAAAUCAUGACACCCAGAGACGAUUUAAAGAUGAGAACGAGGAUAAGUUAGCUGCAACAUUAGUUUCCGGGACAACGUGCAAGAAAAAAAAAACUUUCAACGAGGAAGUUUAAGAAAACUAGGAUAACACAAGGGAGGAUGUUAUAUGUAAUAAUAUAAAGUGAACGGAACAAUGGACGGAUGUAUAGAGAGAGGAACGUUCGGGGAACGCGAGACGAUUGUACAGAAACUACUAAACUUACUUUUCAUUCUGUCUGCAGUGGCAGAAAAGUGAAUUAUUCAGCUCACUACUUCAUUCCAAAUCAAAAUUAUGAAUCAUUUAAAUCCUGCAAAAGAUUCUCCCUCCUCUCAGCCCACAAGGAAAACAGACUUUGUGAAAUAUGUAAGUGAUUUAGGGAUGUGAUCGCCCCCAACACCUCAACACCCCACCCCUGUCAUCCCUCAAGCUUUUUGCAGUCGAGUGUUGGUAUGUUUACAGAGGUUCACACACAAACACACACACAGACACAGAAGAACUGAUGAACACCAUAAGGCUUUGAUUGUACUAAAGUGAAUUAUAAAAAGCAAAACCAUCCACGAGUGUUCCAUCUGCCACGUGGUGUGACAAUGACUCUAUUAUUCAUCUCUUAAAUGUUUUUAUGGAAGAAGUCUCCCUAUUUUUUAUGCGUAACCCCACUGUAGUCCCACUUGACACGUCUUGAGGACAGAGUAUGCAUGAUUGUAUGUAUGAACCUAAAAGAGUCAAUCAAUUCUUUUUUUUUUUUGGAACACUCCCAAAUGAAAACGUCCACAGCUCUGUAAUUAAGUUAUGGGGUAACAACACCACAGAGGCU